CAUCGGGCUGGCACGACUGCCUUGAGGACAGAGCCCAGCACGUCUUUCGCUGGUGCACGCUCAUGGCUUCAUCGCAGACGAGCCCAAUGACCUCAUCCACGACCAUGACAAGGCCCCUAUGUACAAGAAAGGGAUCCCUUAUGACGUGGUGCAUCCCAAAAUCUGCUCGAGCCUGCUUCGGGUGUCUGGCACUAUGCCCGCAGCACACACUAGCGGAUGGCCCGGCGGGAGCUCGUACUACUCGCAGCUAUGGCAGCUGGAAGAAGCACGACUUGAACGGAGACGUGGAGAUUGGCAGUGUUGCGGUCCCUUGGAUGCUCAAACUCAGCUACCUCAUCGUACAUACUACUGUACAACCUCUGCCUCCACAGCCGCGUCUCACAGAGAUAGGGGACGUAUGAGAGGUGCGACAAACCCCUACUCUAUGGACGGGAACAUUUCACCUACCGGUGGGGUCAUAGGGCAACAACAGCACGAAUCUGUCCUUCCCUUGCUGGCAAUCACUCCUCCAUGGAACAGCCGGGAGAUCCAGAAUUGGCACCGGAUAGACCGCGGCGGUCGCCGCUGACUUUGCUCAAGCAAGCAGUCAGUACAGUAGUCCUACUGUAGGACCUUUCGCCUCUAUACCCAUCAUGCUUUCGCCUCUUGCGACUGUUGCGC
Molecule: messenger RNA, 660 nt
Organism: Microstroma glucosiphilum
Lineage: Eukaryota; Fungi; Basidiomycota; Exobasidiomycetes; Microstromatales; Microstromataceae
Exons: 3
Coding region: 119-568 (149 amino acids)
Source: RefSeq, a predicted model, not a curated record